Arachis stenosperma is the source of this 1270-nucleotide messenger RNA. RefSeq names its product WAT1-related protein At4g08290-like. The record is from RefSeq and is a predicted model, not a curated record. The transcript has 6 exons. Lineage: Eukaryota; Viridiplantae; Streptophyta; Magnoliopsida; Fabales; Fabaceae. Gene Ontology annotation, molecular function: transmembrane transporter activity. Bases 67 to 1191 code for a protein of 374 amino acids. Gene Ontology annotation, cellular component: plasma membrane.
AAUACGAAACAAAGAAAGCAAUUAAGUUGUUCUGAGUUCUCACGCACCUAUCUACUAGCGAUCAAGAUGGGUGCGUGGAUGAGAAAUGCAAAGCCAUAUCUGCUUCUUGUGGCGGUGCAAUUUGGUUCAGCGGGAAUGUUCAUAUUCGCCAUGGAUGCAAUUGCCAAAGGGAUGAGCCAUUACGUUUUCAUUGUGUACCGUAAUGCCAUCGCCUCUGUUACUCUCGCUCCCUUUGCUUUUCUUCUUGAAAAGAAGGUUAGGCCAAAGAUGACAGUGCGGGUAUUUCUAGAGAUCAUGGCGUUGGCUUUCUUCGAGAUUAUACUUGAUCAAUGUUUCGCCCUGCUAGGGAUGAAAUACACAUCGGCAUCAUUUCUAUCAGCAGUGAUGAAUUCCGCACCUUCCAUUACUUUUCUAUUGGCGGUCAUUCUUCGAAUGGAGCGCAUGAAGAUUAAGGAGGUAGCAUGCCAAGCAAAAGUGAUUGGAACUGUGGUUACUUUUGGAGGCACCUUAGUUAUGGCACUCUACAAAGGCACCGCAGUUACCAUUUCAGGGGCAACCAAAGCGGCCCACGGGCCGGAGAAUGUGAACAACCCUUCCGGCAGCCACUGGGCAAUAGGAACAUGUUUUCUUAUCAUUGGUUGCAUCGGCUUCUCUGCCUUUUACAUAUUGCAGGCCAUAACGUUGCGCAAGUACCCAGCAGAGAUGUCUCUCGCAACGUGGGUCUGCUUCGCCGGAGCACUUCAGAGCUCACUUGUGGCGGCUUUUGCCGAGCGCCACCGUCCUCAUGCAUGGGCUCUUGGUUGGGACAUCAGACUCUUUGCUCCAGCUUACGCGGGAAUAGUAACAUCAGGAGUGCAAUACUAUAUACAAGGGAUGGUUAGCAAAGCAAUGGGUCCAGUAAUUGUAACUGCCUUUAAUCCAUUGCGUAUGGUCAUUGUUACCGCCUUGGCUUGCAUCGUUCUCUCUGAGCAACUCUACCUCGGAAGUGUAAUUGGGGCAAUAGUGGUGGUUGGAGGACUAUAUGCAGUGGUGUGGGGAAAAUAUAAAGAGCAGAAAGCAAAGGAGAACUCUGAACAACAACAACAACUACCUGUCAUUGCUCUCACAAAUAAUGAUACUAAUAACAAACCCCAAUUUUUGGUCAUUCAGCCUCAUCAACAAAUAUCAAGCACAGAAAGCCAGACCAAAUAAAUAUAUUUGCCAACAUUCAUUUUGUUUUCAUUUGUAAUUAAUAAAUAUUAAAUAAAAUAUAUUUUAAUUAUUUGAGUUA